Clunio marinus is the source of this 956-nucleotide messenger RNA. Lineage: Eukaryota; Metazoa; Arthropoda; Insecta; Diptera; Chironomidae. The record is from the annotation of a GenBank genome assembly.
AAUGUCGAAAAGCUUAAAGUUGUUCGCGUUUCUGGUACACCCGUUUGAUUUGUUAUUGUUAUCUAAACUUAUUCAAUUAUUGAAUUUCUUUAAAUUUUGUGAGGAAUUUUUCAUUUCCUCUAUAUUACCUUACAAAAUGGCGUUGAUAAAUGUUGAUGAAGACUCCUGGCUGAAUGAGUUUGCAGCACUCGAAAGAUUAUCGCAACAAAUACAAAAACAAAUAAGUGAUCGAGAUUCACAAAAAUUAACUUCAGAAUAUAACAAAAUCUCGGCUCGUAUCAGAAUUCAACUUAAACAAUUUGAAAAUGAAAUGACUCAACUCAAAAAGAAGUUAAAUAACAUUGGAAAAUCUUUUAUAACUGAGCAAGAACGAGAAAGGCGAAUGAGACAACUUGAAGUAUUAGCAUCAAAAAAAGUGCAAUUAGAUUCAAGAUUUCAAAAUACAUCAAGUGCAUCAACGAGAAAUCAAUUGUUUGAAGUUUCUGGAAGUUCUUCCACAAGAAUCACUAAUCCCUUUGAUGACGAUGAUCCAAUACUUGAAAACAAUGUUCCAAUUGAUUCACUACGUUCCGAGCAAACGCAAAUCAUUAAGGAACAAGAUAAAGGCCUUGAAAAUCUUUCCCAAGUCAUUUCACGCCAAAAAAAACUUGCUAUGAGAAUUGGAACUGAAAUUGAAGAUCAAAGUGAGAUAAUUGAUAACAUUACUGUGCAAAUGGAUCAUACAUCUGAUCGUGUUAAUAACGAAACAAGACACGUUGAACGUGUCAGUGAACAUGAUUCUACUUGGAGCUAUUGGGUAGUUAUUAUUUCCUUAUUUGUUGCCAUCAUAAUCGUUGGUAUUUUGUAAUCAAAAGCGUAUCUGAAUUUCAUAUUAAUUUAACCAAGAAUUUAGUAAUAUAAAAAAAAUGUUCCAAUGCUAAUCAAAAAUUAGAAACUAAUAAAAAAAUAUUUUCCAA